Messenger RNA from Quercus robur (English oak), 1652 nucleotides. RefSeq names its product phloretin 4'-O-glucosyltransferase-like. Lineage: Eukaryota; Viridiplantae; Streptophyta; Magnoliopsida; Fagales; Fagaceae. The transcript has a single exon. Gene Ontology annotation, molecular function: UDP-glycosyltransferase activity. The record is from RefSeq and is a predicted model, not a curated record. Bases 147 to 1514 code for a protein of 455 amino acids.
GCUCCUAACAAUUUUUUUUCUAUUUUUUAAGCCUUGCCCAUCCUCACAAGCAUUGGUCCUUCUAUAUAAAUCUCACUGAUCUCGAGCACAAAACAUCUAAUCUGUUUUUGCUUAGAAUAUUCACAACUCAUAUAUAUCAAAUAAUCAUGGCGAAGCAACAGCAAAGCCACGUUGUCAUAGUCACAUAUCCCGCACAGGGUCAUAUAAACCCUGCCCUCCAAUUCGCCAUACGCCUCAUUCGCUUGGGAGUGCAUGUCACCUUCUUCACCACCGUUAGCGCCCACCAUCGCCGCAUGUUCAAAAGCACUCCUCCUAAUGGCUUGUCGUUCGCCACCUUCUCUGACGGCUACGAUGACGGAGUUAUACCUGUGGACGACAUUGGUAAACGAUGGGAUCAACUCAAACGCAAUGGCUCCAAAACUCUCGCUGACCUCAUUGUCUCCACCGCCAAUAAACAACACAUAGUUUACACACUGCUUGUACCUUGGGCUGCUGACGUGGCUCGUGAACUUCACCUUCCUUCCACGUUUCUUUGGAUUCAACCUGCCAUGGUUUUUGACAUAUAUUACUACUACUUCAACGGUUUUGCCGAUGUUAUCAGAAACUACGACAAUGACUGCCCCUCAUCUUCGAUAGAGUUACCGGGACUACCAUUACUCAUGGCUAGCCGUGACCUUCCCUCCUUUUUGCUUGCUUCCAAUCCUUACACUUAUGCUCUCCCAAUAUAUCAAGCCCACCUUGAAGUGCUUGAAAAAGAGAGCAAUCCGAGAAUUCUGGUGAAUACCUUUGAUGCACUAGAGCCUGAGGCCUUGAAGGCGAUUGAAAAGUUUAAUUUGGUUGCAGUUGGACCUCUACUUCCAUCAGAUAAGUCAUUUGGAGGAGAUGUUUCCAAAGACUACAUCGAAUGGCUCAACUCUAAGCCUGAAUCAUCGGUUAUUUAUGUUUCAUUUGGGAGCUUAGCAGUCUUAAUGAAGCAACAAAUGGAGGAAAUUGCACGCGGACUGUUGGGUUGUGGGAGGCCCUUCUUGUGGGUCAUAAGAGCUAAGGAAAAUGGAGAAGAAGAGAAGUUGAGUUGCAGAGAGGAAUUGGAACAAAUGGGAAUGAUAGUGCCAUGGUGUUCCCAGGUGGAGGUUUUGUCGCAUCCUUCACUAGGAUGCUUCGUGACACAUUGUGGGUGGAAUUCAACUUUAGAGAGUUUGGUUUUAGGGGUGCCAAUGGUAGCAUUUCCACAACAGUCUGAUCAAGGGACUAAUGCAAAGCUAACUGAAGAUGUGUGGAAGACAGGAGUGAGGGUGAUGGUGAAUAAGGAUGGGAUUGUUGAAGGUGAUGAGAUUAAGAGGUGUUUGGAAUUGGUUGUGGGAGAUGGAGAGAGAGGGGAAGCAAUUAGAAGGAAUGCCAAGAAAUGGAAGGAGUUGGCUAUGGAGGCUGCCAAUGAAUUUGGUUCUUCCUAUAACAAUCUUAAAGCUUUUGUGGAUGAGAUUGGUGAAGGUAAUGCCAUUGCUAAAAGAGUGUAGGUUUGCUGUUGAAAUAAUUUUACGUCCACUUUUAUAUAUUAAAAUAUGUAUAUUUUUGCAUAUUAAUUGUGAAUAUAGAUAUAAAAUAGUAGAAAUAAACGACCGUAAGAUAUGUGGUUGAUUUAUGUUUUUUGCCUU